UGCGCGUUGGCGCAACGGAAGAGGCGGACGGUGGAGGGGGCGCCUCUGCUUGGGCUGGACUGCCGCGGAGGAGGCGACGAGGGUUUCGGCGCUGGGGGGCUGGCUUGGGCGGCAGCGGCGGCUGCUGCGGAUGGGAGCGGGCCGGCUCGGCGUGCCCAUGGAGCGCCACGGCAGAGCGGCCGACACCUCCGCCUCGGCGGGGGAGCCGGCGCCCGAAGGGCCUGAUGGGCGGCGGCGGGAGCUGCUGCGGCGCCGGGCGAGUAGCGCGUCGGAGCCCCCGGUCGGGUCCUCUGCCUCGGCUUCGGCAGAGGGCAUUAGGCGAAACCGGCCCGGCUCCUACAGCGGCGCUCCCUCGGCCUCCCGCCAGCGCGUGGAAAGCCUCAGGAAGAAGCGGCAGCAGCAUGAGUGGGGGAGGGGCAGAGAGAAGGGGACAGAGGAUCUGAAGCAGGCUCCAUGCUGACAGCAGAGAUCCCAGUGCGAAGCUCUAACUCACCGUGAGAUCAAGACCUCAGCCAAAGUUGAUUGCUUAACCAACUGAGCCACCCAGGCGCGCCCCCCCCUGCUUUUUUAAUGCAUCUGUUAAUUUUUAAAAAAAUUUUACUGAGGCAUAAUUACAUACAGCAAAAUGUAUACUUUGACAAAUGUAUACAGGCAUGUCACAAGAGAACAUGCAUUUUAAUCAAGGGUCCCAGAUGUGCAGCAGAUGUGUUAAAGGUGUGGAACCUGGGAUGGGAGUAUCCCAUGUGGCUGGUGGAUGAGCUGGAUUUUUGAAGGUGACUUCAAAGCAUGAAGCAUGUUGUAGCACUCCAGGGAGAUCUUUGGGACACGUUGAUUUUCGACUCCUGUUAGUCGUGGAAUAUCCUUAAUUUCCAUUGAUCUAGAAAAAGCUUUUAGGGGUGCCUGGCUGACUCAGUUGGUAGAACAUGCGACUCUUAUCUUGGGGUUGUGAGUUUGAGACCCACAUUGGGUGUUGAGAUUACUAAAAAAAUAAACUUAAAACUCUUAAAAAAAAAAAAAAAGUUUUUGUAGCUUGAUAAUGCCAGCCUAGCAAAUGGUUGCUUUUCCUUGGCUUUUGGGGAGCAUCAGUGUUGGCAGAAAGGAAUUGGUGCUGGGGCCCUGGGAGACUGCCCCUUAUUAGGUGCAGUGUUUCAUCUUCAGUUAGGAAAUUAGGGAAGACUGCCCAUUAGGAGCUCAGUAAAAAGAUUUCUGUUGCUUCGUAGCCUAUGUUUGAGGUACAGAAUGGGAGAGGAUGCUUUUUAACCUUUUUAUCAACUUUAAAUCUAAAUGAAAUCAAAGUAAACAUGGUCCUUCACUUUGGUUGUUCAAAGAAUGUGAAGCAUUAAGCAGGGCCUAAAAAUAAUCCAAAGUAUGCAGCUGUGUAAAAUGGUACAGUAUGUUAUUUUAGGGGCCAUGUGUAUUUAGGUAAUAUGAUUGUUCUAACAGUGUUAGCAUCCCUACCCUUUUUUAUCUAGGGGGUACCAUAAAGGAGAAGUGAUGUAUGCUAUUAAAAAUCUUUUGGGGCACCUGCGUGGCUCAGUCAAUCACCCGACUCUUUUUUUUUUUUU
Messenger RNA from Neofelis nebulosa (Clouded leopard), 1565 nucleotides. RefSeq names its product pantothenate kinase 2, mitochondrial-like. The coding region runs from base 131 to 460 and encodes 109 amino acids. The transcript has 2 exons. NCBI's taxonomy places the organism in Eukaryota, Metazoa, Chordata, Mammalia, Carnivora, Felidae. The record is from RefSeq and is a predicted model, not a curated record.